CGGAAGCCACACCGGAGAACCACCCCACGAAAAAAAUCCCCCGAGAAUACCAAACCGAACUCAGCAACCUCCACCAUGUCCAUGUCCAUGGCCACCACCGCCCUCCUCCGGCUCGCGCCGCUGCCGCCGCACGCCCGGCUCCUCGCCCCGAGCUCCAAGAAACCCUCCCUCCUCCUCGCGCCCCUCGGCAGCGGCCGCCGCGCCCUGCGGCUCGCGAGGGCCGCCGGCGACGGGCUCGCGGACCAGACCGUCUACAACGGCGUGUACGGGCCCUGGUCCGUGGACGACGCCGACGUGCGGGAGGUGCUGCUUUACCGGGCCGGGCUGGUCACGGCCGCCGCGUCCUUCCUGGUGGCCGCCUCGGGGGCGUUCCUGACGGAGGGGAACGCGGUCGGCGACGCCGUCCGGCAGGGCGCCGACCUCUUCUACGCCGCCGGGGCCGGGGGGCUCGGGCUGUCGCUGGUGCUCAUCCACAUCUAUGUCACCCCCAUCAAGCGGUUCCUCCAGGCGCUGUGGGCGGUCGGCGUGCUCGGCUCCGUCGGCACCUACGCCCUCGCCGCGCGGCCGCUCGACGAGGGGCUCGUCCGGUACGUGCUCGAGCACCCCGGGGCGAUGUGGUUCGUCGGGCCCACCUUCGCCGCGCUCACAGGCCUCGUCUUCAAGGAGGGUCUCUGCUAUGGAAAAUUGGAAGCUGGUAUCUUGACGUUUGUUAUCCCCAUCCUUCUUCUUGGACACCUGUCUGGCUUGAUGGACGAUGGAACAAAAUUGAGCCUCUUAGGAGUGUGGAUGUCACUCUUCACUGUGUUCGCCGCUAGGAAAUUCCAGCAGCCCAUUAAGGACGACAUCGGCGACAAGUCCGUUUUCAUAUUCAACGCCCUCCCCGAAGAGGAAAAGAAGGCUCUGCUGCAGAGGCUCGAGGCGCCAACUGAGCAGAAGUUUGAGUAGCUGGUAUCAUCAAGCAAGCAUGACCACGGUAGCUAGUCGAUGGACGCCUGUACAGGUGCCCUCCCGAGGAGGAAGACAAAAUUCUGCUAGCGAGGCUUGAGGGCCAGGCUGAGCUAUAGUUGUAGCAGGCACAACGCUGAUAGAUAGCUAGUGGAUGGAUGCCUGCAACAGUAAGUGUAUUUAUAUGGUAGAUUUGGAAAUCUGAGCAUACAGAGAUGACAAUACAGUAAAUGUGAUGUAGUCACAGAUCUAUGAGGUUGCAUGUAAAAUUUGCCAGCCGCUGGGGUCGGGAAAUUUCAUAAUUAGAGGCUGCAACCCUGAAACUCUGAAACUGAAGCAUCUGUUUCUUCAGUUUCAUUGCUACAUUGCCGGUUUGCAUCUGUUUUAAUGAAACAAAGGAAAAGCCAGUAGUUCUUUCAA
This is a messenger RNA of Triticum urartu, 1365 nucleotides long. Its product is annotated as integral membrane family protein. The record is from RefSeq and is a predicted model, not a curated record. Gene Ontology annotation, cellular component: chloroplast. NCBI's taxonomy places the organism in Eukaryota, Viridiplantae, Streptophyta, Magnoliopsida, Poales, Poaceae.